Astrephomene gubernaculifera is the source of this 2101-nucleotide messenger RNA. The record is from the annotation of a GenBank genome assembly. NCBI's taxonomy places the organism in Eukaryota, Viridiplantae, Chlorophyta, Chlorophyceae, Chlamydomonadales, Astrephomenaceae.
GCUACAUAGAUACUAAGAGUACACAUAGAUGCAGACAGCAAUUAACCGUGGCAACCAGGGGCUUCGGCCCCUGAGCGAUAGGCGCGCAGUUGCGCAUGCACCUGCUUUUGGCUCGGCUACUUGCAGGCGCUCGUCAGUUCAGGUUUUUGCAAAGGGUAAAGGCAAGGGCAAGACUGCAUUUCGCCAAGGCACUGGCAUGCCAGGGCAAAUGGAGUCUAUCCAACGAGAGAUGCCAGUGCCCGAGGUAGACCCAGAGAACGCGGAGUUCGUCAUGUUCUUCCGCUGCCUCAAGUACAAGAACCCAACGGUCAACGUCAUGGUGGGGCCCUCGCCGUGGAUCCCAGUUACCAUUAUGAAGGGCAGCAACGCGCUGAACUUUGUCACUAAAGCUGUGGAGAACGAGUGGGGCAUGAAGCUCUACGGUCGUACACUGGUCUGGCAGAUCGCCAAGUCCAUCUACCAGGAGCGAGCCAAGCUGGAGAAGGACGUCCGCAAAAGGAUGCCCAACUUCGCCAACGUACCUAGCAGCGACUUCGAGUACGCGUUUAAGAUCCGGGACAAGGCCAACCCCAAGGACUGGGUCAAGGCCGAGGGGCUGACCGUGCUGCCCCCUGAGGAGGAGCUGGGCGCCACCGGGUUCGACCAGCUGAAGGCUUUCUUCUCCCUCGAGAACCUGGCUUCCAUCUUCAAGACACCGGAGCAGCCGCCGCAGCAGCAGCAGUAAGGGCUAGCGCUGGGGGAGAGGGAGAGAGCAGAGGCCGCAGAAGCAGGACCUGUGGUCCUGGGGGCAUUCUGCAGGCGCUGCGCAGUUGAGCGGGACAGCAGCAGCAGCAGCAACAGCAAUGAGUACUCCGGAGCUGGGGAGGACAUGUUUGGCAGAUAACCGACGCAGGCGCCGGAAGCCGCAUCCUGGGGAGCUUUGGUGGCACGUCGCUAAGCAGCGGGAGUGGCAGCAGCAGCGGUGUCAGCGCGGCAGCUGGCAGUACUAGUUCGUACUGCCAACUAGUGAUAUGGGGACUCUGCGUGAGCACAGGGUCGACGAUGGGACUUAACUGGGGACGUCAAGCCGCCACACAGCCUCUCUGACAGGGCAGGCGGCGGUGCAGCGCUACGGGAGCGGUGGUCUCAGCAGUUGCAGCGGUAGCGGCAGCAACAGGAGCUGUGGGUACUGCAUGCAAGGGGGCUGGACAUGGGGUGUGGGGCGUGUGCAGUCCUUACCCGUGUGCGUCCGGGUCGUGGAUUUCUGGCCGAAGGGGACUCUCACGGCGGAGUGGGGGCGUGUGAGACAGCUUGGUGAGAGAGGAGCAGCAGAAGCGGCAGAGGCGGUAGCAGCAGCACGGUUGAGGGGAUUCCCACACAUGCGGGGGUUGCCUCAUACAUGGGAGUGAUAUGCGUACAGGGGUGGUGAUGCAUGCAUGGGGUUGUUCCUAGGGCGGCUGUGUGGCAGCGGGAAGGGUGCUGGGGUGCUCGACACGACGGAGGUGGCACACGGGCCCACAGGCCUGCGAGGAGUGGGAGACAGUACGUACGGGGGCUGGUGCUUCAAGCCAGGCGUGAUAGGUAAAAGGCACGCACGUCGGGAGUUGGGCCCUUGGCAGCAUGAGAAGAUAAGACGAGAGAGUGGAGUAGUUUUGCGCUGCGCAUGAGUUUUGGACGGGUUGCGUCAUGCAAGCGGCGGCAACAUUUGCGGAGUUGGUGUGUGUGGAGACACGGAGGCUCUGUGCAAAGUGGUUUCGAGUUUAGAGUGCGGGAGUUGGUUGUGAUGGGGGCAGCAUGGCUCGCCGAAUGGCGGGCUAGCUUCCUUCGUUUGGGAAGCGGUGUUGGGGGGCGGGAGGUGGUGGUUUUAUAGUUGGGUUACACACGCAUGAACCAGCGCCACUAUUGGUUCACGACAGUCGUCCUUCCAGGAUGGACAGGCAGCGGAAACCAUGACAUCUGGCUAAUCGGCUACUAACCCCUUACGGACAUGCAGUAGAGUGGUUGUUUUCAUCUGCUGUCAUUUGCACAGCCUCUUGCGGCGCUACAGCAUCACCCCCCGCAACAAAUAUGGCGUGGGCACCCCAUCCCAGCUAGCAAUGUGCAAACUAGGGGCGGUUACCCC